AUGGCAGUUGUUUACACACUGCUGGUGUUAUUCUUAGCAGUUUUUGUUGCUGGAUUUAUUUUGUUGGUCAUGGGGGCAAUUAAUUUUGAUUUCUCCAACUCAGAAAUUCCUCCUGGAGUCAAUCAGCCUGUAAAGCUCCGAAUCAUUCAUAUAAUUUUAAUAAGCAGAGCUGUGGUGGGAAAGAUUUUGGAAAAUAUUGGCAUCUGCAGUCAAGUUAGCUUUGUCCGGUACCUUCAAGGUAGAAAGACUCUAGGAGCAGACCCGAAGCUCUUCAUCAAGGACCUGUGUUUUGAGAAAGUGCCUGUAAGGAUUUAUCAGCCUAAGGUUCCAUCUGCCAGCCAAUGGAGAGGAGUUAUGUUUUUCCAUGGAGGAGGAUGGGUAUUUGGAAGUCUUGAGACCCAUGAAAAGUUAUGCCGCUCUAUUGCCAGAGAAAGUGAAUCAGUGGUUGUAUCUGUUGGGUAUCGUUUAGCUCCUGAACACAAAUACCCUGCUGCGUAUGAAGACUGUCUUAAUGCCACCAUACACUUUAUGAAGAAUAUAGAGCACUAUGGGGUGGAUCCUGCCCGUAUAAUUAUCUGCGGGGACAGUGCUGGGGGCAAUCUGGCAGCUGCAGUUAGCCAGACCCUUGCAGGUAGAUCAGACCUCCCCAGACUACGUGCUCAGAUCUUGAUCUACCCGGGCCUUCAGGCACUGGACUUCAAUUUACCAUCCUAUCAACAGAAUCAGAGAGUCCCUCUCUUAUUCCGAGAAUGUGCUGCUUUCUACGUGUUGCAGUACCUAAAUGGGAAUGCAUCAAAUCUGGAAGAGGUCUUGGAGGGUUCCCAUAUGCCUCUAGAUACUAAAUUAAACUACAGGAAGUGGGUGAGUCCAGAUAACAUCCCCGAAAAAUUUAAGGUCAGAGGCUACAAACCACAUGUGCUACUUGAACCGAAGUCCGAAGUUUAUGAGACAGUGAAAAGAUUUUGUGAGCCCAACCUGUGUCCGCCGAAGACGCUAUUGUUCACAGCUGCCCGCUUUCAUCUUAGACUGGAGGACAACGGUGUUCAAGUGACCUGGUACCACCUUGAGGAUGGAUUCCAUGGAAUCAUAAAUUCAUUUAAUAGUGACUGGUUAUCAUUUUCAUCUGGAAAAAGGGGUCUUGACAAUAUCGUGAACUUUCUAAAAGGCUUAUAG
Molecule: messenger RNA, 1173 nt
Organism: Aptenodytes forsteri (emperor penguin)
Lineage: Eukaryota; Metazoa; Chordata; Aves; Sphenisciformes; Spheniscidae
Product: arylacetamide deacetylase-like 4
Molecular function (GO): hydrolase activity
Source: RefSeq, a predicted model, not a curated record